Clonostachys rhizophaga is the source of this 1683-nucleotide messenger RNA. Lineage: Eukaryota; Fungi; Ascomycota; Sordariomycetes; Hypocreales; Bionectriaceae. The record is from the annotation of a GenBank genome assembly.
AUGUCCAUAAGGGACAGGGUGGAGGGCGACUAUUACGACCUUGGAGGCUUCCAUCGUCCGGUGACGACUUCCAGCGCCGAGGCCCAAACAUGGUUUGACCGUGGCUUGAUCUGGUCCUACGGCUUUAACCACGAAGAGUCGGCCAAAUGCUUCCAGCGAGCCAUUACUGCCGACCCCGAGUGUGCCAUGGCAUAUUGGGGUCUGGCCUACGCUCUGGGUCCCAAUUACAACAAGCCCUGGAAGUUGUUUACCGAAGCUGAGCGGCUCGACACUGUAGCGAAAACACACCGCGCGGUAGCCAUGGCCAGAGCAAGAGCACCCAGCGCUGGUCCUGUUGAACAGGCUCUCAUCAACGCUCUCAGCUUCCGGUAUCCCGGAGACAAACAGCCUACCAAGAUCAAUUGCUCUGUGUGGAGUAGAGAAUAUGCGAACGCCAUGGGAACUGUCUACGCAAGCUUUCCCGACGACCCCGAUGUCGCAACGCUCUACGCAGAUGCUAUGAUGAAUCUCACUCCCUGGCAACUAUGGGAUCUUCCCACUGGAGAACCUGCCCCAGGGGCUCGCACAUUAGAGACGAAGCGAGUCUUGGAACAUGCAUUGUCCCUCGACGUUGGGCAUCGCCACCCUGGUGUGCUUCAUCUUUACAUUCAUCUCAUGGAGAUGUCCAAGGAACCCGAAACUGCCAUGCCGCCCGCAAACAGAUUGCGAGGCCUCAUCCCUGACUCCGGCCAUCUGAACCAUAUGCCGUCCCACUUGGAUAUCCUCGUGGGAGAUUAUGCUCAAGCGGUAAUUGCCAAUACCGACGCUAUCCGAGCAGAUGAAAUUUUCCUGUCCCGCGAAGGCCCUUUGAAUUUCUACACCUUAUACCGAAGCCACGACUAUCAUUUUCGCCUCUACGCUGCCAUGUUCUCUGGUCAAUCCCGCAUCGCUUUUGAGACUGUGUCUAUGCUUGAGGCUACCAUCACCAAAGAGCUCCUCCAGAUUGAGAUGCCUCCCAUGGCCGAUUGGCUUGAGAGCUUUUUGGCAAUGCGGCUCCACGCGUAUAUUAGGUUCGGGCGAUGGAAGGACAUAAUUGAUUUCCCAUUCCCAAGCGAUCCUGUGCUUUACUGCGUAACUACAGCCUUGACGCAUUACGCCAAGGGAAUGGCGUACGCUGCUCUCAACAUGAUCCAAGAUGCCGAGAACCAGCGCAACGAGUUUUCCAAAGCUGUUCCCCGCGUAAGCCCCAACCGCACUCUAUUCAACAACCAGUGCGUCGACAUCCUUGGCGUCGCGCAAUCUCUUUUGGACGGCGAGCUCGAGUACCGCCGGGCAAACUAUGAGGUCGCCUUUGCACACCUGCGAGAGUCCAUCCUAAAGUACGACGAUCUGCCGUUCGACGAGCCGUGGGGUUGGAUGCAGCCGACUAGGCACGCAUAUGGUGCUCUGCUUCUGGAACAGAAUCACAUCGAAGAUGCCCUCGCAGUGUACAGGGCUGAUCUGGGACUCGAUGACACGUUAUCGCGAACGCAUAGGCACCCAAACAACGUCUGGGCCUUGCACGGGUACCACGAGUGUUUGAUAAGACUUGGUCGAGAAGAUGAAGCUAGGGAGAUUCGGCCGAAGUUGGAUGCUGCUCUGGCUGUCGCCGAUGUGCCUAUCCGUUCGUCCUGCUUCUGUAGGAUGAGAACCUUCAAACUAUGA